Xyrichtys novacula (pearly razorfish) is the source of this 2376-nucleotide messenger RNA. The record is from the annotation of a GenBank genome assembly. Lineage: Eukaryota; Metazoa; Chordata; Actinopteri; Labriformes; Labridae.
AGAUCCUGGGUGAGUUUCGCUGCAACAAACACGGUGGUUCAUAGUACAGACUGUGUGUAGAGCAGAGCAAACCAACAGCCUGCUGCACAGGAAGGAGCUGCUGCUGCUGACUAUAUUCCUGUUUAUUUCAUCGAUGUGACGUUCUGGAGGAAGAGUGUCUCCGUGCGUGUGUGUUUGUGAGUGUGACACAGAGAGAGAGGGAGCUGCUGUCUGAGUCAGGGGCCGAGCUGCAGGUGAGUCCUUCUGCUGGUCACAUACUUUUUUUACAGACCGGACAUUUUACCUGAGGAGGAUGAUUAACAUAUGAGUGGCAGUGUGUGUGAUAUUGUGAGGCACUGCGGUCGUGUCAUACGGAAUGAGAAAUUAGUGGUUCAGUAGGUGAGACUCGCGAAAACUGUGCGCCAACAGGUGCGACGGGUCACACCUGUUGGGAAUGUGAACUACGCCGUAGAGUUAGACUUGCAGAUAGGCUUUUUAUGUGCUCCGGAACUGUUAUUGAAGUACUGUGUUUUUGUUUCUCCCGCAGAGGUGUUCAUUUGGUGUUUAUCUGGAGGAUUUAUACAGCUGGACAUGGAUUAUUGGUGCCCCUCUUCACCGCUUUGGAUUUAGUUGAGACACCUCACCACCCUGCGCCUCUCCCUCCCUCCUCUCUCCUUCCUGAGUGCGCGUAGAACAGGUGGAUCCUGUUUCUGUGCUCGGCUUUCUUCACCUCUGUCCACCUUUCACCUUUAUGGGGAACCAGGUGGAAAAGCUAACGCAUCUAAAUUACGCAGAGGUGCCAACGUCGGACCCAAAUGGGUUCGACCCGGACGACGACGGACCGCGGAUCGGCGUCUCUUACAUUUUCUCCAAUGACGACGGUGACGAUGACCAGGACGACCACAUUGACCACUUUUCCUCUGGAAAUCACUCAGUAAAUAAUGAGGAGAAGCCUUUUGACCCCCAGGAUGAACUGGAGUGCGCAGUGUACUACCGGGAGGAGUGCGUCUAUGAGAGGAACACUGGAGACCCGACUCACUCUGCUGAAAGUCUGCUGAACAACUGCAGACCCGGAGACCUGCUGGAGUUUGUAGCCACUGGACAGUAUCCACACUGGGCUGUUUAUGUCGGAGAUUUCCAGGUGGUUCAUUUACACAGGGCGGAGAUAAAGAAUAACUUCCUCACUGAUGUGAGCCAGGGCAAAAAAGGCAGGAUAGUGAACGGCCUCUACAGGUACCGCGCGCUCCCGCCGGAGGUGAUCGUGCGCAACGCCCUGGACCACGUUGGUUCUCGAGACAGAGAGCUGUACUGGAGAAACUCUGAGUGCUUUGCUGCCUGGUGCCGCUUCGGCAAACGGGAGUUUAAGAUCGGAGGUGAGAUCAGGAUUGGGAAGCAGCCGUACAGGUUAAAAUUACUCUUUUCAGAGAAGAAGAGUCACGUCCUGGAGUUUCAGAGCCUAGAGGACGUGAUCAUGGAAAAGAGGAGGAACGAUCAGAUUGGGAAAGAUGCUGUCAUGCAGGAGCUUGCUAACCACUUGAAUUCAACACAUGAAAUCAAAGAGGAGGAUUAUGUUAAAUGUUAAUGUCUGCUUAGAUCAUCUGGAGUUUACAGUUCAAUGGAGAAAUGCACACUGUGUGUUGCUGCUGAGGGAGCAUUCACCCCUCCACUUCACCAACAAGAGCUCUGUGUGUGGGCUCGGCUGCAUGUGCCAUCAUGCAAACUAAAUUGCAUCUUUUAGAGGGAGUUAAAAUGAUCAUAGAAAUCAUCUUUCCUCUGCCAAAAAAAGAGGAAAAGCCCUGAGUCUGUGUUGACACUUCUCAAGUGUAUUUGCACAGCAGAUCACGAGGGUCAGGAAAAAGUUCACGCAAGUUAACUUGAACCAGAAACAAGUGAAAACAGAACAUUUCUUCUUCUCUCCUUCUAAGAAAAAUGAGAUUUCCUCCCUCAAAGCAAAAUAAAGUGACUUGUUUUUGUUGGCUACAUUUGCAUUGGAGCUGCACCUGCAGUCUAAUCACUCGGGAAUGAAGUCAGAAUUUAAUUGCCCGUGAUUAUCUUUCUAAUCCAAUGAAUCUUUGCACACAGGAGCCAAAGCUCUCAAAUGUUCCUCUACCUGAAAAGAGAAUUCAAAGUGCUUGCUCCUGCACAACUCAGGUGUUGUUGGAGAUCAAUACAGAGUGAUAGAGACAGGACUGCGUGCUUUUAUUACUGUGUCAACCUUGAGGAUUCCCUUCUGUUGCUUUCUAUCCAAUCAUCAUACAGCUUUACCCACUCUGACUAUUCUGCACACUGUUCACUGUGCACUUGUAUUGAUUCAGUUGUCUGAACAGUUUAUUUUUUUGAGAAAAAAAGAUGUUUGUAUGGAGGAAUAAGGAAAUAAAUAUAUAUUUGAACAGGAAA